Molecule: messenger RNA, 627 nt
Organism: Cucumis sativus (cucumber)
Lineage: Eukaryota; Viridiplantae; Streptophyta; Magnoliopsida; Cucurbitales; Cucurbitaceae
Exons: 1
Coding region: 1-627 (208 amino acids)
Source: RefSeq, a predicted model, not a curated record
AUGGUAAAGCUGCUACCAAACCAAUUUAAAUCCCUACGCAAGGUACAUAAAGGCCUAAUCCGAAGAUACGAAGGACCCUUCUCUAUCAUCGAGAAAGUGGGCAAAGCAGCUUAUCGAUUGAAACUUCCUCCUAGACUGAAGAUCCAUAAUGUCUUCCAUGUGAGCAUGUUGAAGCCUUUCUAUGAAGACAAGGAGGAUCCAAGCAGAGGUGAGUCCUCUCGUGCACCUACCGGCAUGAUCUCAGAGUUCGACAGGAAAAUCAAGGAGAUCUUAGCGGAGAGGAAGAUACGAAGGAGAGGAGUUCCCACUUAUAACGAAUAUUUAAUUGCUUGGGAAGGACUACCCGAAAGCGAAGCAAGUUGGGAAAAGGAAGACACCCUAUGGCAAUUUCAAGAUGAAAUCAGAAGAUUUCAAGAAAGCGCAACGGGGACGUUGCGAAAUCGAGUGGGAGGGUGUCACGCCCCAAAAAUGACCCAACAGAUUUUUCGCAAAUUAAGGCUCCUUAGCAUUGCCCAAGAGGAGCCAACCAAGUCCCAAGCAGUCCAAAGACCCAAGGAAGAGGAACAUUCACGCCAAGCCUAUGACACGCCAAUGUGCAGGAGAUUGGCGCGCGCGGCCCUGUCAUGA